Chiloscyllium plagiosum (whitespotted bambooshark) is the source of this 3218-nucleotide messenger RNA. It is a transcript of the gene ints5, whose product is annotated as integrator complex subunit 5. The record is from RefSeq and is a predicted model, not a curated record. Gene Ontology annotation, biological process: snRNA 3'-end processing. Lineage: Eukaryota; Metazoa; Chordata; Chondrichthyes; Orectolobiformes; Hemiscylliidae. Gene Ontology annotation, cellular component: integrator complex.
GGCGGCGGCGGCGGCAGAGCGCCCGGGACUCGGAGUGCGCUCGGGCCGUCUCCGUCCUGCGGGGUUAUCCCACGGUGCGGCUCCGGGUACCCGCGGUUCCGGCGGGUUCAUGGCGGCGGCGGCGGCGGCGGCGAUGGAGGGAAACUGCAGCCUGCGGGCGGCCAUCAGUUCGCAGGAGCUGCUGCAGGAGAUGAAGGCGUUUAUCAGCGGCAUUGACCAGGUACACGGUCACAAGCUGUCGGUGAAGGAGCACGCCCGCUGCGGGAUCUUGCUGCUCCGGAACCUGCCCCCAGCCCGGGCCGCAGUCCUCGAGCACCUGCGGGGGGUCUUCGACGAGUACGUGAGCGGCUACAUCCUGGAGCUGAACCGGGAAGGGGCGGGCGGACCCCCAGGAAUGUCUCAGCCGGGCCUGGACGACGUCACCCAGGAGAUUCAGGGCGUGCUGUCUGAGUUUGUGCAGUCCAACCCCAAGGCCUGGGCUCCGCUGGUCUCGGCCUGGUCCAUCGAGCUGAUGGGGCAGCUCAGCAGUAAAUAUUCCAGCUGGCACCAGGUGCCACACACCAGCAGCCUGAACGAGCUGCUCCAUCUCUGGAUGUCAUGCAAGGCCACCCGGGUGCUGAUGGAGAUCUAUGUGCAGUGCCUGUCCUCUAUGAUCAGCAGCUGCCCAGACGCCUGCGUGGACGCCCUCCUGGACACUUCGGUGCAGCACUCACCACACUUUGACUGGGUGGUGGCUCACAUCGGCUCCUCCUUCCCCAACACCAUCAUCAGCCGGGUGCUGUCCUGUGGCCUGAAGGAUUUCUGUAUGCACGGAGCCUCCUCUGUGAUGGACCCCCUCUUCCCAUCACUGGCAGACAAGCGGGUGCCCAAGAUGGCGUCGGUCGUGGGCAUUCUGGGCCACCUGGCCACUCGUCACUCGGACAGCAUUAGGCAGGAGCUGCUGCUGAUGUUCCAGGAGAGCCUGAGGCCUAGCCGGGAGCCCCAGCACAACGCCACGGUUCCCUUCCUGCUGCAGCUGGCUGCCAUGUCCCCGGCGCUGCUGGGCACGGUCUCCGGUGAGCUGGUGGACUCUCUGACCCCUCCGGUGUUGGAGCAGCUCCAGCAGCAGUUUGCCGGGCUGAGCCGGGACGAUGCCGAUAACCUGCUGGGGCUGGUGGUGCACCUGAUCUGCCAGGCCGGGCCCGGGGCCUACCACAUCCUCCAGUUCCUGGUCAACACCGCCAUGCCGGCCUCGGUCAUCACCACGCCAGGCCUGGUGGUCAGGGAUGGGGUCCGGGAGGCCUGUCACCGUAUCAUCCAGCUGCUCCUCCUCAACCUGCAGAAGCUGGUCUAUAACCGUCCCCUGGGAGGCCCUGGGGAGAGCCAGACCCCUCGCACCGUCCCCUUCUUUGAGGAGCUGAAGUCCCGGGUCAGGGACCUGUGCCAGGAGACCCUGAGGCUGGAGCGGAAGAGGCAUCUCUGGCAACACCAGCUGCUGGCCUUGCUCUGCGUCUACAGCGGGCAGAGCUGUGCCACUGAGGCUCUGGGCCACCUCCUGGUGCUGGCACGGAGCCCCGAGGAGCUGACCUUGGCCAUCAGGCUGCACGACCAGCUCUCAGCCUCGGUGCCAGGGCUGCUGCAGGCCACUGUCAGGCGCUGCGUGGACGGGCUGCACUCCUCCAGCCUGCCUGAGACCCAGGCCGCCCAGCUCCUGACUAACCUGGCCCUGCUGCUGCAGCGGGACGGGGAGGAGAGGGAAGCUGAAGGGGAGGACGGCGAGCUGAGUGAGGAGGAAGGGUCCGCUCUCCCCUCCCCCUCCGCCAUAGGUCGGGGCCUAGCUGAGGCCCUGUCCUCCCAUGUGAGGGACCUGGGCCAGCUGCUGAGGCGCCCAGAGGCUCGGCUCUCUGAGGUGGCCGCCGCUCUGCUCUCGGCGGUGCCCCUUCCCCCUUCCCCGGGCCCCGCCCUGCUCUCGGGCCUAGCCCAGGCCGGAGUCUGUCACUUCCUGAGGGCCCUGAGGCACGGCCGGCAUGGCUCAGCCCAGGACAGCUCCCGGUUGCUGGGCCGGCUCAGCUCAGUCUCUCCCAGCGCCCUGCGGGUCGUCCUGCAGCAGCUGGUCCGCUCUGCCACCCAGGAACCUGGCCUGUUCGGCGGGACCCCCUGGGGAAGCCCCAGGCCCCAGGAGCCCCUGGCCCCUGCUCCCGGAGACUCCCUGCUGGACGUGAACCGCCGCUUUGGCACUGCCGUCAACUUCGGGGGCAGCGUUUGGGCCGUCUUCCAUGCUGGCAUCAUCGGGCGUGGUCUGAAACCCUCAGCCUCCUUAGUCUCCCCUUCGCCCUCCUCCCCAGGGCCUCUGGAAGCCUCUGAAAACCUAUACCAGCUGCUGAGCCUGUUGGUGAGGUGUGGCAGCCAAUGGAGGAGACCCCUAGCACAGCCUGAGGGUGGUCUGGCCGUGCCCCCCAUUAACCCAGAGGCUGCCAAGGCUGUGGCCAUGGCCCUGGUAGAGGAGCUGUGCCCAGAUGUCACUAACAGCGAGCUGGCCUGGCCCACUGAGGACCAUGCCCGCAACACUGUAGAACGGGAUCUGCAAAUCCGCAACCACUUUGAGGGGAACCCGCUGUUCUUCCCCCUGCUGCAGCUGGUGGCCCUGGGGAGGCCAGCUCUCUGUUACUGCUCGGUGCUGCUCCGGGGUCUUCUGGCCACCCUGAUGGCCCACUGGGAGGCUUCCCGGGACAGCCUGACCACCAGCACCCGGUGGCAGCUCCAGGCUUCCUGCUGGCUGGUAUCCUGUAUGGGCGAGGGGCAGCUCCUGCCACCCGUGCUGAGUAACAUGCACGAGAUCUUCCACCUCCUCACCCCCUUCGAGGUGCACCUCCUGCUGCUCACCGUCUGGGAUUACAUGAAGGACAAUGGCCCCCUGCCCCAGAAGUUCACCUUUGACCCCGAGCAAGGCCAGUUUUACCGGGACUUCACGCGGGACGGUGACACCAGCAAGUACCUGGACGUCCUGCACAGCAUCCUCCACAAGAACAUCGAGCAACUCGGCCACUUGUGUGGUCGCUUUCAGAUCUGAUCCGGGCUCUGCCAUCGCCAUUCGCCAUCGCACAGGGCAGGGGCUGCGGGAUUCCACAGAGAGGACCAUUCACUGACACAUCACCAACGGGAUCACCCGACACACACCGUCCCCGAACACCCGAUCACCCGAUCACCCGACACACACCGUCCCCGAACACCCGAUCACC